AAUAAAGAAAAAGUUGAAAGAAACAAAGAGCAAAUCACAAGCUAUUCUUUCCUGACUUCACGAAGUUCAAAAAUCCACCGCCACUUCUCUAUCUCUCUCACUCUCUCUGUAUACACUCCCCCAAUUCUCCUGAAACCUCUGAAUCUCUCUCUUUCUGUCAUUUCCAUUUCACGAAAUGGCGUGUCGUCUCGGAGCCUCUUCUUCACGCGCCUCCUUCUUCCACUUCCACGAGCGUAAUCAACGGCUUGCUCUUCUGCCUCAGGAACGAGCAGCAGUGCCCGUUGGAGUGAAGACAUGGAGAACAACGAGAAGAAGAGGGUUGAGGAUUUGGGUCUCCAACAGCGGGGAUUCGUACCUCGAUAUGUGGAAGAACGCCGUCGAGAGCGAGAGGAAGAACGCUGAUUUUCGGAAGAUCGUCGAGAAUUCGGGUGGGGAUGAUGAUGAUGAUGAUGAUAGUUCUGAGGAUUUGGCUAAGAAGACGGAGGAGUUUAACAGAAUUCUUGAGGUUUCGAGGGAGGAGAGGGAUCGGGCUCAGCGAAUGCAGGUCAUUGAUCGGGCUGCGGCUGCCAUAGCUGCUGCUCGAGCUAUUAUCAACGAGAGCGAGUCUACGGCCGAUAUGGGUUCCGGUGAAUCGGGGGUUGGGAGUGGUGGAGGGAUUGUAACUCCUCAAGAAGGAAACCAAAGUGGCAUUACAUUCCUGCCUCGUUCAGACACUUCAAAUAAUGGAAUUCCUGGUCCAGAUUUUUGGUCCUGGGUACCCCCUCAGGAUAGUGAUGAUUUUAAUAACUUGAAGCUUGCAACAAAAUCUUCAGCAAAUCCAAGUUCAAGCAACCCAUUUGCGGAGAAAGAACAAUCUGUAGGCUAUCUUUCGAUUCCCUUUGAGAGUAAAGUAUCUGACAGUAAUCGUUACCCCCCUCUACCGCCUCUUCAGUCACUAAUGGAGGUUGAAAAGGUGGCUUCUGAGGCCAGUCUAGAUAUUCCUGCCUCAAAAGAGGAUCACGAACUUGGUGUUCAGUUUUUAGCGCAUGCAGCAGAAGCAGCUCAUGCUCUUGAUAAGGUGGAUGAGGCAUCGUAUGGCGUGAAUGAAGAUGGAACAAGGUGGUGGAAGGAGACAGGAAUUGAGCAAAGACCUGAUGGUGUGAUUUGCAGGUGGACGAUGAUGAGGGGCAUUAGUUCUGAUCAAGUUACUGAGUGGCAAGAGAAGUUCUGGGAGGCCUCGGAUGAGUUUGGGUAUAAAGAGCUUGGUUCAGAAAAAUCAGGGCGUAAUGCAACUGGAAAUGUUUGGCGUGAAUUCUGGAGAGAAUCUAUGCGACAGGAGCGUGGGCUUUUGCACUUCGAGAAAACUGCAGACAAGUGGGGAAAGAACGGCAAUGGAGAUGAGUGGCAUGAGAAAUGGUGGGAACAUUAUGAUGCUUCUGGCCAAGCAGAGAAAUGGGCUCACAAGUGGUGUAGUAUUGAUCCAAACACACAGCUUGAAGCUGGUCAUGCUCACGUUUGGCAUGAAAGGUGGGGUGAAAAGUACGAUGGACGGGGCGGCAGCGUAAAAUACACUGACAAAUGGGCAGAGCGGAGUGAGGGUGAUGGAUGGACAAAAUGGGGAGACAAAUGGGAUGAACAUUUUGAUACGAACGGUCAUGGUGUGAAGCAGGGGGAAACAUGGUGGGCAGGCAAGUAUGGAGAGCGGUGGAAUCGCACAUGGGGUGAAGGCCAUAACGGUUCUGGAUGGAUACACAAGUAUGGAAAAAGCAGCAGCGGAGAGCAUUGGGACACACAUGUGCGGCAAGACACAUGGUAUGAGAAAUACCCUCACUACGGUUUUCUGCAUUGCUUUGAAAACUCGGUUCAGCUGCGUGAAGUUCGUAGGCCAUCAGAGAUGUCAUAAAUGGAGCCUAUGCAAAACGAAGCCUAUAUAUGCACACAUAUAGAUAUACAAAAUAUAGUGUCUUACUGAAUUCGUAGGGAUCAUUUUCAUGUACUUAAAAUGGAUUGCUCCAUUGGAGGUCUUUGUUAGUGUUGAGACAUGUUUCUUCUUUGUGGUCUUAUAUUCCAACGUAUAUGAUCCAUAAGCUUUCUAAGUUUGGAGAAUGUUAAUUCUCAAAAGAGUUGCUUGCAUUGCCUUUAAAUCAAAUUGGUGUGGA
Ziziphus jujuba (common jujube) is the source of this 2138-nucleotide messenger RNA. Its product is annotated as protein LIKE EARLY STARVATION, chloroplastic. Bases 176 to 1882 code for a protein of 568 amino acids. The record is from RefSeq and is a predicted model, not a curated record. Gene Ontology annotation, cellular component: chloroplast stroma; starch grain. Gene Ontology annotation, molecular function: starch binding. NCBI's taxonomy places the organism in Eukaryota, Viridiplantae, Streptophyta, Magnoliopsida, Rosales, Rhamnaceae. Gene Ontology annotation, biological process: starch metabolic process; regulation of starch metabolic process. The transcript is spliced from 4 exons.